Molecule: messenger RNA, 781 nt
Organism: Paramecium sonneborni
Lineage: Eukaryota; Ciliophora; Oligohymenophorea; Peniculida; Parameciidae
Source: the annotation of a GenBank genome assembly
AUGUUUCUAAAGCGUAUAGCAUCUUCUUUUUCAAGAAGUCAUCAUCACUUAGUGAUACCUUAUUACAAUAAAGGUAGAAUACUUAUUAUAUUGUUAGGCUUUUAACAACCAUUUAAUAAGAGCAAGACUACAGAAUUUGUUAAAGAAGGAUUGAAUAUAAAAGAUCCUGAUGGAUUCAUCUAUGCUUUUAAUAAUGUAAUUGCUUCAAUCAACCAUGAAGAUUUUACAGAAUUUGCUAACAUUACUUGUGAUUCAGAAUUAGUAAAAGGAUUUGAAACAGGAUUAAAACGUCUAAAAGAUAAUAAUUAAUUGAUUGAACCAAUUUAUGAUCCUGAAAUUGAAGAAGAAAUUAUUUUUAGUAAUUAUGGUAUUUGCUUUGAAUUAAAUGAUGAACAAAGUUAUUAUCUAUAAGUAUAAAUGAUAAUAUAAUUUAGAAACCAAAUUGGUAAUUAGAAUUAGCAGAAAUAAAAUUUGAAUUUUAUAAUAUUUUGCAUUAGAUGCUCAAGAAUCCAAUAACUUAAGGACCAAAGUUAACAGUUAUUUUAGAUUGCUUUAUCAAAUGUAAAACUAGUAUUAAAAUAUAAAAUUUUGAAGUAUUUUUAUUUAAUUUAUAACUUAGUUACAUCCAUAUGCAUAUCAUGCUGUUAAAUUCAUGGCUAAAAAACAUGUUCAUGACUUAAAUAUUCUUUCGAUGAUGAAAGAAAGCAAUUUUGAAAAAUUGUUAUUGGGACAGAGUUAUAAUUGGAGAAUAAUUAAUAUUGAUAAUUUUCUGAAAAGAUGA